This is a messenger RNA of Lucilia cuprina (Australian sheep blowfly), 768 nucleotides long. Its product is annotated as seminal metalloprotease 1-like. NCBI's taxonomy places the organism in Eukaryota, Metazoa, Arthropoda, Insecta, Diptera, Calliphoridae. Gene Ontology annotation, molecular function: metalloendopeptidase activity; zinc ion binding. The coding region runs from base 1 to 768 and encodes 255 amino acids. The transcript is spliced from 3 exons. Gene Ontology annotation, biological process: proteolysis. The record is from RefSeq and is a predicted model, not a curated record.
AUGUUCUUCGAAAAGAAGAAAAUUGAGGGGGAAUUGGUUAAAGUUGUACCAUGGCAAAAAUAUAUUUACAAACAAGCAGGACCAAUUGAAACGGAAAGAGAAGAAGAUGAUCCUGAAUUAAAAGCCGGUUUGUUUGAGGGUGAUAUGGAUUUAGGUAACACACGUAAUGGUUUAUUGGAUACCACCAAAAGAUGGCCCAACGGUAUAGUACGCUACAGAAUCGAUCCAGUGUUUGAUGUUGAUCACACCCUUUAUAUUCUCAAAGGCAUGCAAAUAAUUGAAUCCAAAAGCUGUAUACGUUUCCGUCAUGCCAUAGAUACCACCAGGGCCUUUAUCAGAAUUAAAGGUGAACCUACUGGCUGCUCUGCCAAAGUCGGUUAUAGUGGUACAGCGCAAAAUGUUAAUCUAGAAGUUUAUGAUCUGGAUAGAGGUUGUUUUCGAAUUGGCAGUAUUAUGCAUGAGUUAUUACAUGCUUUGGGUUUCUAUCAUCAGCACAGUUCCACAGAACGUGAUAAUUAUGUCAAGGUUAUGUGGGAUAAUAUUAGAACUGGCAUGGAGAAUAAUUUUGUUAAAUACGAUUCUAAAACUGUUUCGAAUUUCGGUGUCGAAUAUGAUUAUGGCAGUGUUAUGCAUUAUAGUUCCACUUCAUUUUCAAAAAAUGGUGAAAAAACUCUAGUGGCUCUGAAGAGCACUGAUGCAGUCAUGGGUCAACGUUUAGAGUUAAGUGAUAGUGAUGUUUUGAAAUUAAAUAAAAUGUAUAAUUGUUAG